AUGGCAGACAUAGUCGUCAAAAAUGAGGCUCUUGAUGCUCCUCAUCUCCAUGAUCUAGAUAUAGAUCGCAAGAGAAAAUCCAAGUCCCCUGCUUUGAUGGAUGUCAAGAGGAGUAAGCUUGACAGCCAUAGUGAUGAUGUUGAGACCUCAGAGGACAUCGCCAAACAAUACAAGAAGUACCAGAACGCUCCUAAAUUUAACCUCAACUCAGAAGAGCUUUUCUGUAUUUGCAGAAGACCAGAUCACGGUGGAGAACUUAUGAUAGGAUGUGACGGCUGCGAGGAAUGGUUCCACUUUACGUGUAUGAAGAUGAGCCAGAGCUACCAGCUGUUGAUCGAUAAGUUUUACUGCAAGUUCUGUCAGUGGCAGGGAAAGGGACUUACUCGUUAUAACAAGGUUUGCAGGCUACCUGGGUGCAUGAAUCCUAUCAGAUCAGAGCAGAGGUCAAAGUACUGUUCAGAAGAAUGUGGUCUCAAGUAUAUGACGAGAUUUCUCGAGGAGCUGGAAUCCUUGAGCAAGGAGGGGAUCAAGUUUGCAUUAACACACUGUAAGACUCGGGAAGAGCUUGCCAGUUUAGGCGCCACGUUCCCAGAGUUGCCUGAAAUCGCUGACAAGAAUGUGGAGAAGCUACCUGAGGAGAUUCAGCUUCAACUUCGAACUAUUGAAGGCAAAAUGAAGAACAUUGAAAAGAACAUAGAGUACAUUACUGCCCAGCAGAAGUAUCUCUCGUUACGCAAGGAUAUCAUCAAGCGCAUAAAUGAGAGUCUUCAAGAGAGCGCUGAAAAGAAGUCACUGGAAGAGGCCGAGGAUGAGUCAGCGUCCAAGAAGAAGAAAAAGAAGUCGAAGGUUGCCAAGUUUGACCUCUGUUGUUUUGAUUCAUCCCUUCAUGAUGAGAAGCUGCUCGAGUUUUAUGUCUCUGGUGUGGAAGAUUCUGAGGGAACGGUCAAGAAGACCGUUGAAAACGUCAUUGACAUCUAUAACAAGCAAGAAGAGGAGGAUGUUGAUACACUGGUCUGCCUCCAGGAUAGAAGGAAAUGCUUAAGACACAAUGGCUGGUGGAAUUUGAUGGCUGAUGAACUUUGGAAACGUCUGACAGAGCUCCAAGAGUCACUUGCUAUCUUGGAGAAUGAGAAACAAGACACUGUGAGAGACUACAGCAUACAAGUUUACGAAAAGGACUCAUAA
Molecule: messenger RNA, 1185 nt
Organism: Candidozyma haemuli
Lineage: Eukaryota; Fungi; Ascomycota; Pichiomycetes; Serinales; Metschnikowiaceae
Gene: SPP1
Product: Spp1p
Exons: 1
Coding region: 1-1185 (394 amino acids)
Biological process (GO): positive regulation of DNA-templated transcription
Cellular component (GO): Set1C/COMPASS complex
Source: RefSeq, a predicted model, not a curated record